Molecule: messenger RNA, 4060 nt
Organism: Nymphalis io (European peacock)
Lineage: Eukaryota; Metazoa; Arthropoda; Insecta; Lepidoptera; Nymphalidae
Product: venom serine carboxypeptidase-like
Exons: 8
Coding region: 181-1746 (521 amino acids)
Biological process (GO): proteolysis
Molecular function (GO): serine-type carboxypeptidase activity
Source: RefSeq, a predicted model, not a curated record
UAAACAAUACAGACUAACUAGACUUGUCAAUUGUAAUAAUUUUGGUAGUAUUUUAUUAUAUACUGUGAAUGUGAAUUUCUAAGUUAGUAUUAGUUUAAUUUUCUGCAAUAAAAUUGAUUAUUGAUUGGAUAUUGGACAAGUUGUAAUCCGGAUGUCGAGAUUUUAUUAUUAUCGAGUACAAUGUUUUUAAACAGUUUCUGGAUUUUUUUUACAAUAACAACAAUAGCCGUAACAACACAUGCCUCACCGUCAGCCUUGUUUUUGACUCCAUUUAUAAACCAGAAUAAAACAAAAGAAGUGAGACUUUUAUCCCGAGUUGAUCCAGAAUACUUUCUCAAUGUGACCAGUUAUUCCGGCUUCCUUACUGUUGAUGAAAGAUAUAAUUCGAAUUUAUUCUUUUGGUACUUUCCCUCACCUAAUAAGGAAGAAUCAAACAAAGAAUGGAUCAUUUGGCUACAAGGUGGGCCUGGUUCCACCAGCCUUGUGGGACUUUUUUCCGAAAUGGGACCAUUUGAAUAUAUCGAUGACCAAUUGAAAUUGAGAGAAACUUCAUGGUGUAAAGAUUUCUCAAUGGUGUUCAUAGACAACCCUGUGGGAGCCGGUUUUAGUUUCACUGACAGUCAAGAAGGUUAUUCUGUAAACAUGGACACGUAUUCAGAGAACUUGUAUCGGGCUGUAAAACAGCUCGUGGUAGCGUACCCCGAGUUGGGGCCGUCCCCGCUCUACGUAGCGGGCGAGUCGUACGCCGGCCGGUACGCGCCCGGUCUUGCCGAUAAGAUAUUGGAAGGUACGAAGACUUCUGAUAACAGCAUCAAUUUAAAGGGCAUUAUAAUGGGGAACCCAAUCUUAGACCGGCAAAGUAUAGUGGACUACACCCGGGUGUUCUAUAACUGGGGCCUGGUCGACUCUCAGGGAGCGUUAGCAGCGAAAUCACUCCAGGAUCAAUUCAACAAAGCCAUUCAGGACGAAGACGCUCUCGCUGCGUCCGAUCUACGCAACCGUGUUUUGGACAAGUUACAAGACAUCGCUUCCAAAGACGAAACCUACAAUUUGCUGAAGGACCACGCCAUCGCACACGUUAAAGACUUUAUCCCGUAUAUAACGCAAGAUUCCAUCCGGGAUAAAAUCCACGUCGGUAACAAAACGUUCAACUUUAGCAACAAUGAUGUGCAGAAAUAUCUCAGAAAGGAUUUCUUAGCGUCCGUGUCUUCGAAAGUCGAAGAACUGCUGGAACACUACAGAGUCUUAAUAUAUUGUGGGCAGCUGGACCUCACGACGCCGUGCGUGCUGUCGGCGGAGGCUCGCCGGCGGCGCUGGCGCUGGAGCCGCCGGGGGGAGUUCCUCGACGCCCCCCGGACGCCGUGGUGGUUCAACGGGACUGUAGCUGGGUACGUAAAGUCAGGAGGCGGGUUCACCGAAGUACAAGUCAACGGUGCGGGUCACUUAGUUCCAAUGGACAAGCCAUUGCAAGCAAAGUCACUCAUCUCUAGCUUCAUUCUCAACCGGAACUUGCCCAUGCCGCCAACCUACAAAAUUAACUACGAUGAUAUCCCGAUUUACGAAGAAUAUACCGACCUCGGUCACUAUGAAAACUCGGAGUUUAAAAUUGGUUUGAUCGCCAGUGUGGUCGUUAACGUGUUGUUGGUGAUAGGGGCAGCUGCGGGGUUGGUGGUGUUUGUGAGGUGGAAGAGACAGAACGAAUUCUAUUACUCGCCUCUGAAUGAAGGUAUACUGACGAUGACGUGAUGUCGUCACAGCGAGACUGACAAACGAUAAAUUCGACCCAUACGACUUUACUAGGCUCCUCGUUCUGAUGACGUAAUAUAUGCAACGGCUAUGACUUAAUAUAUGCAACGGUGAUGGCGUCUUCCUGACCGAUUUCGGCCACGGCAGUCAUUCGGAAGAGAAAUUCGCGGUACGUAUUAUAGUGCACGAGUGUUUAUGCAAACCGGCAUUCUGUAUUCUCCCACUCUCAUAAUCCGAUGGGACUGCCCGGCCUACACGACCGGAAAGAAUUCAGGCGCAGGACCAACGGCUUUACGUGCUUUCGAGGCACGGGAGUGUACGAUUGACAAUUUUUAGACUCCGGGCUGCUACUGAGAAUUUAUCGAAAGAAAAACCCAAUAACCUUUGAAUGGCCUAAACCGGAGCUUGAAACCAGGACUUUAGUAUCAACUAAUAUGCCAUCGGUACUGAGCGCGCGAAGCAGAGCGGGAAGGGUCUCGUAUUCCAGCGAGGUGUCUAAUCAAGUCGCACGUGUUGUAUUAAGUAAUUCUUCGAAUUAAAAAUAUAAAUUGUAUUUUUACAAGCACUUUUAUAUUGUAACCAUUUUUGAUUAUAUUUAGUAGCGAUAACAAUAUUAAUCAUAAUAUAAUCACAAACGCAUGAUUCUCACCUCUGAAUAACUAUUACUUUAAGUUUUAAUUAAACUAAUUUUAAUUCCUGUCUAUUAAAUUGGCUAUUGGCUUCAUUCACGAGUGAAAUAAAAUUAUGUUAUGCAAUAAUUUUAUAUAUAAUACAAUUCGUUGGAUUAUCUAAUAAAUAAAUAAGAACAGUACAAGGCACUAAAAAGUACAACACAGUACAUAGACAUAAAACGUUGUAUCAGAAUCGUUUCAUUUUAUUUUUUUAUUUUUUUUUAUUUUAUUUUAUUUAUUUGGGAAACAUACAGCAUAAUAUAAUACAUAAAAUUUAGUAACAAAAUAAAUUUCACUUAAGCCAACAAAGUUUCCACUUAUACAAACAAACAAACAUGGAGUGAACCUAACGAUAACAAGUUAUUUAACAAUUUAUUAAGAUAUAUGAAUAAAGUAUUAAAAAUAAUUUAAAACAGAAAAAAAAAAAAAAAAAAAAAAAAAAGAAAAAAAAAAACGUUACAUUUCUAUAUGUUCUAUACGUUGCACUUAACAUGGAAUUUUACUUUGAUCACGGCAAUAAAAUAGUUCACCUCAUAUAAAAAGCACCUUUAUAAAUAGUCGAUUUACUCAAAAUUUUCAUUAAUCAAAAUAAAAUACAGGAAAUAUAAUUUACAACUUUUGAUAAUUCUAUUAAUAUUAAACUUUUUAUAUAUAAGAAUUUAAUAUUUGUCUAUUUAUAAAUAUACUGCGUAAUUUGUAAUUCAACGAAAACUAAUUAGGUACCUACAUAGUUUUUAUAAUGAAGCCGCAAUUUUAUAGAAACAAACACGGGCAAAGCGUUUUUUUUCAUUUAUUGGACUAAAAUUAAAAAUAAUACGACACUAUUAAGUCGUUGAAGAAUCAUCUAUUUUUUCUUUUUUAGUUUCCAUUAAUGUAAUAAUAAUUAUGAGAUUUAAGUGCGAACACAAUUUAUCAAUCCGCAAAUAUUUCUUCACUAAACGAUUUGGUUCUAAACUAAUUGCUUAAGUAAUGAUAAUAAAUAAUAAUAUUUUUUUUUUACAAAGCCGUUGGUCCUUCGACUGUUUCUCUAGUCGGAUUGCCGUCCAUCGUAUUAUGUAAGUGCACUCUGCCUUGUGCACUUUUAAAAAUCCUAGCCUUCUUUAAAAAUCAUAUUUGAAUAACAGUUGAAGUACCUACAUUGUUUGAAAUUGUAAUUUUAUAUAUAUGAUAAUAAUAAAUCUUUAUAUUUUCGUAAUAUUUAUUAAGAAUUAUAUUUAAAUGUUUUAAAAAAAUAUUAUUUAUAUUUGAAAGUAUUUAUAUAAAUAGUUGUCUUUAUUGUCAUUUUUUAAUGUUAAUUAAUCUCGUGCUCGUGAAAUCCUGUCACAUGUGUAUUCACCGAGCAAAUCUUCUCCUUAAAUGGAGGGGAUGUUUUACCCUAUUUACAUAUACAGGCUAUAUAAAAUGCUAAAAUGUUUUUCAACAAAGAACACAUAACAAUUGUAAAUCUUCACAAACACUCAUGUCUACGCGCUUGACGACAUAUCAUAAUUUAUAACGAACGAAACUUAAAAUUAAGACUUUUGUAAUUUUAUAUUUUUAUAUAAUUGUUUGUAAUAAUGUUAAUGUAAAAAAAAUCCAUUGUUUUUUUAACCUUUUUUUGUAAAAUAAAAGGUUUAAAUGAUUUUACACAAUGCUUUAUAGAA